AUGAAGUCCCUAGCCCUAGUUAUAGCAGAUCUCAUAGAUAAUUUCAGAAAUAAAUCUCAUACACAACUUGGGCCAAAAGGAGUGUUUUAUUUUGGCCAUUCAGCGAACGUAUUUAGUGCAAUUGUUAGACUAGGUUUUGCCAAAGACACUACACCUCUGCUAAGUUCAAACUUCAAUGAUAUGCGCAAUAGAAAGUGGAAAUCAUUAUAUUUAAGUCUUUUUGCAUCAAAUUUGUAGGCCGUACUUUACGAUUGCCUCGACGAGAAAAAAGUAACAUUUUUCGUCAAUGAAAUUCCAAUKAYUGUUGAUAAGUAUGGAUGUAYUUUAUGUCCAUGGACG
This is a messenger RNA of Diuraphis noxia (Russian wheat aphid), 339 nucleotides long. RefSeq lists its product as uncharacterized. The record is from RefSeq and is a predicted model, not a curated record. Lineage: Eukaryota; Metazoa; Arthropoda; Insecta; Hemiptera; Aphididae.